Molecule: messenger RNA, 744 nt
Organism: Ipomoea triloba (trilobed morning glory)
Lineage: Eukaryota; Viridiplantae; Streptophyta; Magnoliopsida; Solanales; Convolvulaceae
Exons: 4
Coding region: 148-537 (129 amino acids)
Cellular component (GO): chloroplast envelope
Source: RefSeq, a predicted model, not a curated record
CAUGUCUUCCCUUCUUGGUAACCCUUUGAGAGCGUUCAUCCAUCACCACUUAAAAUUUUUUAAAAUCUGCCAUAUAUAUAUCUAUCUAUCAGAAGACUAACUGAGCUAGUCCGAAUCUCUCUGUUUAGGAGUUCGUUUGUUUGAUCAAUGUCUAAAAAAGGUGGUCGUGGAGCUUCUUUACAGGAAGAUGUGCCGUGGAGGGCUGCGGCUGUUCCCGGUACCAGACCCAUCCCCAAAAUUAAUUACUCCCCACUCCUUCAAAUCCCUCAAAGCCCCUAUUCUGAUUAUGCCCUCUCCGUCAUGAAGCACCCUGAUCCUAUUGGAGCUGGUUUGGGAAUGGGGGCGAUACUGGAGGCAGCUGGACCGGAAUGCAUCGUCCCCGGGCAGACUACACCAUUGAAAUUACUUGGUCUUAAGGUAUGGCCUAUUGAGGUGGAUUUGAAAUUUUUGGAACCUGUUGGGCGAGAACUUAAGGCAAUUGGGAAGUUCAUGGAUUCAGCAGUCGAUCUCAUGAACAAAUCCUUCAUUGAUCGCUAGAGCUGUUACGUUCCCCCAAGUAGCCGGUAAGCAUUAUUGGAGACGCAAGCAAUAUCAUCUAAAGAGAAUUAGUUAAUCUGUCCUCUGGUUUCUCUCUUUUUGUACCCCAUUGUACUCCUGGCAAACUGAGAAGUAUGUUGAACAUCUAAAGGAAGCCAUGGAUUUCUUUGAAAAGGUUAAUAAUAUUUACUAGCCAUUUACAGUGAA